GGAAAUUGUAAUGAUUCAGGUAUUUAUAGGUUACAGUAACAAUAUCUUGUUAGGAGUCCUCUUAUCAGAUGUCUGGAUAGCCACAACUCCCUUAGCACCCAGCCGGCGGGAGGCUCCCUGGCACCCAGCAACCGCUGCACACUAUGCGCGAGGCCAGAGGGUAAAUGCUCGCUAGCCAGGAAUAGCCUCACACUCUGUGCCAGGACUGGCUUUCUUGCUGUAGCCACUGUUUGUGGGAGGUGGGUGUCAUAAGGACAGAAGUUGUCAUGUAGAGUGUGGGAGAGAAAUAAUCACUUUGCAGUAGCAAAUACAUUCAAAAGAUGAGUGGACCUGAGAUUAAUUGGAGGCCAAAGAGUAAUUCAAACAAGAUGAGACUAGGGUUGGUACAUAAACACUUUCUAAACUCUCACCAGGAUUUUGUUGUGACCCUCAGUGUGGCCUGGCUGUGAGGAGUUGAAGUCCAUCUUGUGGAUUAGCUUAGAGGCUUGAGUGGUCAUCUGUGAGACUCACUGUGCAUGCUGCAGAGGGCCAUCAGGGUUGGGACUUGAGUGAAGGUUAAGUGAGGGAUGUUGGCUGUGACUAGUGAAGGGACAUCAAGUGCAGCAUCACAAGAGUUUAGCUAUGGAUUUCUGAGAUCUGAUUGUUGUUCUUAAUAGUUGAGGUUGAAGGGGAAAAAAAGUCAUGGACAGAAGCCUACAUAGCAAGACACAAGACUGCCUCUAUGAGUGUGGACGAUCAGAAUCUGGGCAGUACUUGAUCCUGAUUCAAUUUGACAACCCUCCUCUGGACCACACAAGCUGAGUAAUAAGUAAAAGGCCAGGAGAUGAGUAUGGGGGCUGGGGCUGUGAUAGUGCAGGUGUAAGGGAGGUGUGGUAUAAAGAGUGAUGAGCACUUGGAGAGGGAUUAUGAAUUCAUGGCAAUAGGUCCCUGACAUUGACAUGAGAGUGAAUGGAGGGUGAUUCUAUUUAUGGUGGUCCCAGGGUGUAACCAAUGUGAAUUUUAGGAUAAUUGCCUGUAGAGAGGGGUGUUUGGGUGCUAUAUUCUAGGUUAAGAGCUUAGGUGCUAUUUAACUAACCACCUGCCUUUUGUUGUUGGGAGUGACCCACUGGUUGAUGGGAAUGAGAUAGCAUUCAUCAGUGUUACCCAGCCCUGUAAAUCUCCACUGGCAUGGGUAAGGAAGAAGGGUAAGAGAGAAAUGGAUCAUGGAGGUUGUGUGAACUGUAAUUUUGAUUACAGGUGAUUAGAAAAAAAUUAUCCACACCAUGGAAAAUUUGCAUUACCUUUGAUGUUGUGCCUCUGGGAAAGAAGCUGUGUGAGAGAAGUGUUGUUCAAAGAACUAUGUGCAGCAGGAUAUGAACUUUGAGGAUGUGGCAAUUGCCUUCUCUCAGGAAGAAUGGGGGAUCCUUGAUGAGGCUCAGAGACUUCUGUACUGCGAUGUGAUGCUGGAAGUGUUUGCACUUGUGUCAUCCAUAGGUUGUUGGCAUAAAAUUGAUGGUGAUGAGGCCUGUUCUGAUCAGAGUGUAUCUAUACAAAGAGAGUCACAGGUCAGGGCUUCUGAGACAGCUCCAAUCACCCAGAAGAUCCCUCUGUGUAAGCGAUGUUUCUCUGUGUUAAAAGGUAUUUUGCACCUGACUGGAUCUCAUGUAGCAUAUUUUGAGCAGAAAGCAUUCUGUAGUGACUCAUGUGUUGUAGACUUCUGUUUCAGUGCAAACCCUCAACAGAAAAAGAGGAAUGAAUGUGGACAGGUGCUCUGGAAACAUACUAUGGACAGGGCUUCCUUUGUGAGCAGCUCCAGCCUCUACUUAUCUUUGGUGCCUUCAACCAUCAUGGAGGAUAGGGAAGACUUACAGUACAAAUCAGAGUUUCCCAAGCACCACGCCACACUCAACACUGAGGAGCUACUCUGUCGCCGUGAGAUUUCACAGGAAUUUCACAGGAGAAAAAGUCAUCACCAGUGGGGUGAAUGUGAAAACGCUGCCAGCCACAACCUGAAAGUUGUUCAGUGCCCGGGUGUCUGUUCUGGAGAACUUCUUUAUGAGUGUAACAAAUGUAGGAAACUGUUUACACGAAUCUUUAACCUCAAUCGACAUAAGAGAGUUCACACUGGAGAAAAGCUGUAUGACUGUAGAGAAUGUGGGAAGUCCUUUCAUCGAAUGGCUCACCUCACUGAACACCUCAGAGUUCACACUGGAGAGAAGCCAUAUGAGUGUACUGAAUGUGGGAAGUCUUUUAGCCUAAAAUCUAACCUUAUUAGACACCUGAGAGUUCACAGGGGCGACAGGCGAUAUGAGUGCUGUGAUUGUGGAAAGUCCUUUAGUGAUAAGUCUUAUCUCAAACAGCACCAGAGGGUUCACACUGGAGAAAAGCCGUAUGAGUGUAGAGAAUGUGGGAUGUCCUUUCCUCGAAGGGCUCACCUCAAUGUACACCUCAGAGUUCACACUGGAGAGAAGCUGUAUGAGUGUAGAGAAUGUGGGAAGUCCUUUCGUCAAAGUGCUUACCUCACUGAACACCUCAGAGUUCACACUGGAGAGAAGCCAUAUGAGUGUACUGAAUGUGGAAAAACUUUUAGCAUAAAAUCUAACUUUAUUAGACACCUGAGAGUUCACAGGGGCGACAAGCGAUAUGAGUGCUGUGAUUGUGGGAAGACCUUCAGUGAUAAGUGUAACCUCAAACAACACCACAGUGUUCACACUGGAGAAAAGCCGUAUGAGUGUAGAGAAUGUGGGGUGUCCUUUCGUCUAAAGGCUCAGCUCACUGCACACCUCAGAGUUCACACUGGAGAGAAGCCGUAUGAGUGUACUGAGUGUGGGAAGUCUUUUAGCCAAAAAUCUAGCCUUAGUAGACACCUGAGAGUUCACACUGGAGGGAAGUGUUAAAUGUGCAUGGAAUGUUUUAUUUUUCUCAGUAUAACAACACUGAAGGUGACUCUUUGGGACUAUUUUUCUGAAUUUAAAUUCAUUUUAAUGGAACAUACACUCUGCUAGAUUCGUCAUAAGUUUCAGGUACAAGUGAGACUUGAAGGAGCUGCAUUGCACUUGCUA
Molecule: messenger RNA, 3041 nt
Organism: Myotis myotis
Lineage: Eukaryota; Metazoa; Chordata; Mammalia; Chiroptera; Vespertilionidae
Product: zinc finger protein OZF-like
Exons: 3
Coding region: 1353-2876 (507 amino acids)
Biological process (GO): regulation of transcription by RNA polymerase II
Molecular function (GO): RNA polymerase II cis-regulatory region sequence-specific DNA binding; DNA-binding transcription factor activity
Source: RefSeq, a predicted model, not a curated record